GGAACGAACAUAAAGAAAGCGAAAGCAUAGGAAGCGAGUCCCCGUAAAUUUCCUGGCAGCGCAGCGUGGGGUGGAGUUUCUCGAAAAAAAUACGCAUGAAGCGGGUCAAAGAUUCCGCGGGGAGUGGGAAGGCGCGGGAAGGUAUUUGGCUUCGCGCGUGGACCCACCCCGGGUUCCCACGGCGUACAGACUCGUUGACCAUGGGAACUGGAUAUGCCCUGGGCGGAUGCUGUUGCCUUCGCGUUACUCGCGUGCUAUUAAAUCCCCCCCUCCUAGCCCCUCUCUCCUCGUUCUGUCUUCCCCCCUCUCCGUUUCCUUCCCUUUUCGCAAGAGGUCUCUGCAAUAACUCUCCUCGUUGGAUUCUUCUCCUGAAAGAGAGGAAGAAGAAGAGAGGGUGAAGAUGGCUAGGGACCAGCUUCAGGUGCUGAACGCACUAGAUGUCGCCAAGACCCAGUGGUACCACUUCACGGCGAUCGUUAUCGCCGGGAUGGGCUUCUUCACCGACGCCUACGACCUCUUCUGCAUCUCCUUGGUGACCAAGCUCCUCGGCCGGAUUUACUACUUCGACCCCUCCUCCUCCACCCCCGGCUCGCUCCCGCCGAACGUGUCGGCCGCCGUCAACGGCGUGGCCUUCUGCGGCACGCUCUCCGGCCAGCUUUUCUUCGGGUGGCUGGGCGACAAGAUGGGCCGGAAGAAGGUCUACGGCGUCACCCUCAUGCUCAUGGUGGUCUGCUCCCUCGCCUCCGGCCUCUCCUUCGGCCACACCGCCAAGGGCGUCGUUGCCACCCUCUGCUUCUUCCGCUUCUGGCUUGGCUUCGGCAUCGGCGGUGACUACCCACUCUCCGCCACCAUCAUGUCCGAGUACGCUAACAAGCGCACCCGCGGCGCGUUCAUCGCCGCCGUCUUCGCUAUGCAGGGUUUCGGCAACCUCUCCGGUGGAAUCGUCGCCCUCAUCGUCUCCGCCACCUUCAAGGAUAGCUUCAAGGCGCCGCCUUACGACGUCAACCGAGCCGCCUCCACCGUCCCCCAGGCUGAUUACGUCUGGCGGAUAAUUGUCAUGUUCGGCGCCAUCCCGGCGGCGCUCACCUACUACUGGCGGAUGAAGAUGCCGGAGACCGCCCGGUACACCGCGCUCGUCGCCAGGAACGCCAAGCAGGCCGCCGCCGACAUGUCGAAGGUGCUCCAGGUCGACAUCGUCGAGGAGCAGCAGACAGUGGAGCAGCUUACCAGGAAAUCGGCUGGCAACUUCGGCAUCUUCUCGAAGGAAUUCGCCCGCCGCCACGGCAUGCACCUCCUCGGCACCGCCACCACGUGGUUCCUCCUCGACAUCGCCUUCUACAGCCAAAACCUCUUCCAGAAGGAUAUCUUCAGUGCCGUCGGCUGGAUCCCCGCGGCCAAAACCAUGAACGCCCUCGAGGAAGUCUACAAGAUUGCUCGCGCCCAGACCUUGAUCGUCCUCUGCGGCGCCAUCCCUGGCUACUGGUUCACCGUCGCGUUCAUCGACAUCAUCGGCCGGUUCAAGAUCCAGCUUAUGGGCUUCUUCAUGAUGACCGCUUUCCUGCUCGGCCUCGCCAUCCCCUACCAUCACUGGACUACCAAGGGCCACCACAUCGACUUUGUCGUCAUGUAUGCGUUCACCUUCUUCUUUGCCAAUUUCGGGCCCAACAGCACCACCUUCAUCGUGCCGGCCGAGAUCUUCCCGGCGAGGCUGCGGUCGACGUGUCACGGGAUCUCCUCGGCCGCAGGGAAAGCGGGGGCGAUCGUGGGGGCGUUCGGUUUCCUGUACGCGGCGCAGAACCAGGACAAGGCCUUGGCCGAUCCCGGCUACCCGGCCGGCAUUGGCGUCAGGAACUCGCUAUUCCUGCUGGCAGGCUGCAGCUUCUUGGGUUUCUUCUUUACCUUCUUGGUGCCGGAGUCCAAGGGGAAAUCCUUGGAAGAGAUAUCUGGUGAUAAUGAGGAUGAAGAAGUUCAGGUAGCCGAAACAGGUUACAACAGGACUGUCCCUAUUUAGAUUUAAGCUGCAUGUAGCUUUGUGUCUAAGAAUUACCAGGUAGUUUUUAUAGGAAAAAAAAAUAGUCCUAUUACUUUCUGAAAACAUUGGAGGCUCUGUAGGGGUCGAUUACAUGGCACAUCUAGACUGCUGCCUAUUCACAGUUCUCACUAUGUGUAAUUAAAUUUUUCUAAAUAUAAGUUUUGGCAACUCUAUCUCAAUUUCUACAAAA
This is a messenger RNA of Elaeis guineensis (African oil palm), 2222 nucleotides long. Its product is annotated as probable inorganic phosphate transporter 1-4. Gene Ontology annotation, molecular function: phosphate transmembrane transporter activity. Gene Ontology annotation, biological process: transmembrane transport; phosphate ion transport. Lineage: Eukaryota; Viridiplantae; Streptophyta; Magnoliopsida; Arecales; Arecaceae. The record is from RefSeq and is a predicted model, not a curated record. Gene Ontology annotation, cellular component: membrane.